Molecule: messenger RNA, 2181 nt
Organism: Trichobilharzia regenti
Lineage: Eukaryota; Metazoa; Platyhelminthes; Trematoda; Strigeidida; Schistosomatidae
Source: the annotation of a GenBank genome assembly
AAUGUUGCCCCGCUUCAAUGUUCGACAAAGCGACAAGCCUUGUCCAAACAAAUCCAGGCCGAACUAAGCGCCGCAGAUGAACCAACAUCCACAUCUUCUAAUACACCCGAGACACGAUGGAAUCAUUUCAAAGAAGUAGUCUCUAAAGCUUCAAUGUCGCAUUUGGGUACCACAUCCAAGAAGCAGAAAGACUGGAUUUCAGAGCACACCAUGCUUCUAUCCUCGCAAGCCAGAGACGCUCGCCUAGCAAAGUCUCCAGUUUAUCGCUCCCUCAGGCGCAAAGCUACACAGUCUGCUAGGAACGACAGAAAUCGCUAUUGGUCUAACGUGGCGACUAACAUGGAAGCAGCAUCAAAUGUAGGCGAUUUCGGAAAACUUUAUCGCCUCAUACGCCAAUCAUCUGGCAAACGCCUUAACAGUCAUGCUGUGUUACGCACAGCAUCAGGAGAAAUUAUUUCGGACACCAAUGGUAAGAUGGAACGAUGGGCCGAACACUUCAAGCAGCUACUCAAUCGCGACGCUGGUCAACCGUCUCAUCGACCGAUACGACACUUACCAACACCCUACGUAGUUGACUGCGAUCCACCCACUCCAACCGAAAUAGCUAAAACAAUUAACAGACUCAGAAACAAAAAAGCUCCGGGCGAAGAUGGUCUACCCCCAGAAAUAUACAAGGCCUGCACUCCAGCGCUAAUCGAUGCACUGCACUCGCUGUUCUGCUCAAUUUGGGAGUCCGAAACCAUUCCUUCCGAUUGGAGCACCUCAGUUCUGCUACCGUUCCACAAAAAGGGAGACAGGUCAAUAUGCGAGAACUACCGAGGCAUAAGUCUGAUUGAUAUCGCUGCUAAGGUUUUUGUUUCCAUUCUCCUGAACCGCUUCGCGGCCGAACGCCACGUGCGAACAAGGCCAAAUCAAGCCGGAUUUCGACCUGGAAGAGGCUGUGUUGAUCAAUUAUUCACACUGCGAAGAAUUUUGGAACACAGGGACAAAUUCCAACAGCCGACGGUUGCUUGCUUCAUCGACUUCCAAGCGGCAUUCGACUCAGUUGAUCGAGGAGCACUCUGGUAUCUAAUGGAGCUCGACGGAGUUCCGACCAAGCUAAUCAACCUGCUCAGGUCAUACUACUCCAACACCAAAGCUCGAGUCCGAGUGAACGGUGAAGAGUCCCGCACUUUUGAGGUAACCAGCGGUGUCCGGCAAGGUUGUCCAGCAUCCCCCAUCCUGUUCAAUUUCACAAUUGAUUGGAUUUUGCGGCACGCCCUAACCGAGCACCACGGCGUCCAACUUUCGCCCGAUAUUCACAUAACCGACCUCGAAUUCGCCGACGACGUCGUGCUGUUAGCUGAAAACUUCCCCGAUAUGCAACAGGCGCUCGACCAGAUAAACCACCUCGCGCCUACUAUCGGUUUGAAAAUUAACACUUCCAAAACCAAAAUGUUUUCGAACACAUCCACCAGCAAUGAUGAAAUCUUAUCCCUAAAUGGAGCACCUAUUGAAAUUGUGCCAUCCUUCAGAUAUCUGGGAUCCAUAAUGCUCCCCAACGGCCAAGCGAAAAACGAAGUGAAUGCGCGAAUCUCCAACGCCCGGAAUGCGUUUCUACAGCUGAGGAGCGUUCUAUGGAGCAAGAGAGAAAUCAGUCUCAGGACUAAAAUUCGGGUCUACCAAGCUUCCAUACGACCCGUUCUCCUGUAUGGCUGUGAAACCUGGCCUCUUCGCGCGGAAGAUUUACGCAGACUCGAGGUAGUAGACCAUUGGUGCCUCAGGUACAUUCUGCAUGUUCGUUGGCAGGACAAACUCUCCAACGAAGAAGUGCGUCGUCGUUGCUACAACAUCAACCAAAUUCCAGUACUGGUCCAACAACGCCGCCUUCGGUGGUUUGGCCAUGUUCUGCGCCGACCAGAUGACGAUCUGGUCAAAUCAGUUCUAAAUCCCUCGCCAUUACCAUCUUGGCGAUGUCGCAGGGGUGGACAGCUGAAGACAUGGCUUGGUACAGUCAAGGCUGAUAUGGAGUGCCUGGGGCUACAAACCGUCUACGGACUCCGUCUGUGGAACAAGAAUUGGAUAACCCUGUCGCAAAACCUUGCAUCAGAUCGCCGCGCCUGGGCAGCGAUGAUUCGAGACGUUCAUGAAGCCGGCUCAUCCUCCCGUAGGAGAUAGCCGAAGUAAAGUAAGUAAGUAAGU